GCAGGACCCUGCCGGGCGCCGCCGCUCCCCGCCAACGACUCUUACCGAAACUGCAGCGCCGAGGAAGGGAUCUACCAAGAUUCCACCCCUCUCUCCGGGAAGAUCGUGCUCGCCGUCGUCCUGGCGCUCGUCACCCUGGCCACAGUGCUCUCCAACGCCUUUGUCAUCGCCACGGUCUACCAGACGAGGAAACUCCACACGCCGGCCAACUAUCUCAUCGCCUCGCUGGCUGUCACCGACCUUCUCGUCUCCAUCCUCGUCAUGCCCAUCAGCACCAUGUACACUGUGACCGGCAAGUGGACGCUGGGCCAGGUCGUCUGCGAUAUCUGGCUGUCCUCGGACAUCACCUGUUGCACGGCGUCCAUCCUGCACCUCUGUGUCAUCGCCCUGGACCGCUACUGGGCGAUCACCGACGCCGUCGAGUACUCCACAAAACGGACUCCCAAGCGGGCAGCGGGCAUGAUCGCUCUCGUGUGGGUCUUCUCCAUCUGCAUCUCCAUGCCCCCUUUGCUUUGGCGGCAGACCGUGUACUCUACGGUGGGAGCCUUCUACUUCCCCACCCUGCUGCUGAUAGCCCUCUACGGGAGGAUCUACGUGGAAGCCAGGUCGCGGAUUUUGAAGCAGACUCCAAAGAAAGCAGGUAAAAGACUAACGCGGGCUCAGUUAAUCACAGACUCCCCGGGGUCGUCCUCCUCCGUCACGUCCAUAAACUCCAAGGCCCCCGAGGGAUUCAGCGAAACGGGCUCUCCCGUGUACAUGAACCAGGUGAAGGUGAAGGUCUCGGAUGCCCUCCUGGAGAAAAAGAAGCUCACGGCCGCUAGAGAGCGGAAAGCUACAAAGACUUUAGGGAUUAUUUUAGGAGCCUUCAUCGUCUGUUGGCUGCCCUUUUUCAUCAUCAGCCUGGUGUUGCCUAUUUGCAAGGACGCUUGCUGGUUCCACAUGGCCAUCUUUGACUUUUUCACGUGGCUUGGAUAUCUCAACUCCCUCAUUAACCCCAUCAUCUAUACUAUGUCGAACGAAGACUUCAAACAAGCUUUCCACAAACUCAUACGUUUCCGAUGCACAGGCUGAACGUUUUGAAUGCGAUGUGUCCUCCGAGGCUGCCCCCACGCACGCCCGUGCCCGGCGCCACAGAAUCAAGUUGCUAUUGUAAAGACCCACUGCUUGAAACUUCCCCAAGCCCGGUUGCCAGACUCAUGAUGCUGCAAAAACGUCAAUACAUACUGCCACCAAACUGCUCAGCUCUGCAUUUCAGUGUAAUGACUCUGGCAGAGAUGCUGUUCCAAUAGUCACGCAGAUCAGCUGCAAAAAAAGAGGGCAGCCUCGAAUCAAGGUCUAUAAUUCAUCUGGACUGAAGAAAAAGUUUGAGAGUAAACUCCAUUUAUUUUGCAGGCUUAACUUCUUAAUUUGUUCUCUGGCCGGUUGUAGGGGUGUGCACAAGAGCACAGUUGUCUCUGUCUGUGUUGGUAGCAUAGUUGUACUUCUGCAUACCUGUAAUUUCUUUCUUUCAGUGGAAAGAGUUGCUCCCUUCACAUAUGAGGCCAAGAGGAGAGAAAAAAAGCAGCUUUUAAAAUAGAAGCACCACAGUACAUUCUGUAAAUGACUCCUCCAGCUGAACAUGUGUGAGAAGUGACAGUGUGCAAAAGUUAUGUUUGUAUUUCAAAACAAUAGCAAAUGCUGUAGAAACCAGAGUUGUAGACCUGUUCAACUGCACUGCAUAUCUAUAGUCUGUCCUCAUAGUUGCAUUUACAAAGUAAAUACUUCUUGCUUCUACUCCAUAACUCAUGAGCAGAAAUCAAGAAGCCCAAUGACCUUUUCCGUAAACCAGCUGAGAAUAGAAGUAGCAGUUUGAUGUUGUAACCAUGUUUUCCAUUUUGUGUCAGUUGCACACCCUUACCGCAUGAACCACUGCAAAAUUUAGAAUUCUCUAAGUAAUUACAUUAUUUAGUGUAUUUUGUAAAGAAGUGAAGCAGUUUGUUCUCUCAGAAGAGCUGUGUCACCUGCAAAAUAAAUACCCAUGAAUCAUGAAUUAACUGAUGUUAGUGAAAUUACUCUCCUCCCUACUUCCCUCUUAUAGCUUUUGGGUUUUUUUUUUUUUUCUUCUUCUUCUUUUGUCUCUGAUUUGACCUUAAGACAGGUCUACGCAUAUUCAGCAGUCAGAGUUUCAGGAUAUGGUCCACCUGCUGUGAUAGAAUUGCAUUGAUUGUUCCUUCUAUGUGUAAAUGAAAAUGAGUAUAAACAAUAAAACGCUUUACUGUGUUCUCAA
Messenger RNA from Nestor notabilis (Kea), 2266 nucleotides. It is a transcript of the gene HTR1B, whose product is annotated as 5-hydroxytryptamine (serotonin) receptor 1B, G protein-coupled. Gene Ontology annotation, biological process: adenylate cyclase-activating adrenergic receptor signaling pathway; chemical synaptic transmission; regulation of behavior. Gene Ontology annotation, molecular function: G protein-coupled serotonin receptor activity. Lineage: Eukaryota; Metazoa; Chordata; Aves; Psittaciformes; Psittacidae. Gene Ontology annotation, cellular component: plasma membrane. The transcript is spliced from 3 exons. The record is from RefSeq and is a predicted model, not a curated record. The annotation marks the transcript as partial.